AUGAUGAAGAGAAAUGUUGUGUACAAAGGUCUAGACUGUGCAGCGGACACAAUGAACCCCAUGUACAUGCAGUAUAAAAUGUUGCUGCAGAAACAAAUCCCAUGGGCUUCACAAACAAAAUAUGCCAGGUAUACCCUUUAUUUUGGAGUUGUAGUGAUUUUUGUUGCCUUGUUGAAACAUUUGUACUAUAGGAUCAGAGACAUUAGAUUCAAACCACAAUCGACUUCAAAUGCCGCUACUUCACUCAUUGAUGUGCUUGUUUCAUAUUGUCGAUACGUUGGAUAUAAACAAACACCGAGAUACUUACAAUACUUUGCAUCCUUUCCUAAAACUAUUGGAUCUGCAAUGUUUAUGAUGUUGACUACUUUAUACUUGGCAUGUUAUUGUUUUGUUCCUCAUUUUUGGUACAGGCCGUGCAUUGGAUUUGGAUCUCCGCCAUUGGCCAUAAGAGCUGGAUUAAUGGCUACUGCGUUGAUGCCAUUUAUUUACAUUUUGUCAGGGAAAUCUAAUAUGAUAACUUUACUCACGGGAAUCAGUUAUGAAAAACUCAAUACUUAUCAUCAGUACGUGGGAGUUGCUUCCUUUGUGCUUAGUAUUGUUCAUGCGAUUCCCUUUAUUUAUCAAUUCUUGCAAGAGAGUGGUGCUGCUUAUAUGCAUGAUAGAUUCAUGGCCAAACAGAUUUACAUUAGUUCAAUUCCAUCUAUCAUCUUGUUGGGAUUGUUGUGUACCUUGUCGAAAGCAUGGUUUCGAAAACAUUGUUAUGAAGUUUUCUUACAUUUACAUUGGAUGAUGGGUGUGGCUUUUUUUGGUUGUUUGAUGUGGCACACUAAAGCUGUGUUGGGCUCAUGGGAUUACAUGUGGGGUGCAUUGGCAUUCUGGGCAACACAAUUGAUAUUUAGAAUAUUGGUCAAGACUUGCUUCAGACCAAACACCAUGUUUUUGAGAUCAAGAAGAGCUCAUUUCACCAAACUUGAUGAAAAUACAUAUGGAGUACACAUAGAGAAUGUUAAAGGGUACACAUGGAGACCAGGACAACAUGUGUUUCUUAGGUUCAAGGGGUUGAGGUUGCUCGAUAGCCAUCCAUUUUCAAUUGGAUCUACAAGCGAGCAAGGUAAGGGAAUGAAGUUUAUUGUUGUUCCUCAAACAGGGUUGACAAGAGCUCAUUUCAAGGAAUUAGAUCACCAAAUUGAGUUGAACAAGCAAGUAUACAUUGAUGGUCCUUACGGAGGAACAUUUAGAGAUGUUACAAAGUUUGAUAAAAUAGUGUUGGUUGCAUCAGGUAGUGGUGUUACAGCAACCAUUCCAUUUUUGCUGUAUGUUGCACAAUUGCACCAACAGAAGUCACCCUUGGCUGACAAUUUAAAGUGUGUCAAUUUCAUUUGGGUGGUUAGAAGAGAGCACAAUAUCGCGUGGAUUCUGGAUGAAUUGAUGAAGUGUCAAGAAACUUUAGGUAAUAAACUUCAACUUGACAUUCGUGUUUGUCAUCAUCAGGAUAAAGUUGAAGAGAUUGGAGAUAAAAAGUUGGAUUUAGAAAAGAGUGCUGAUUCUUCUAAUCAAGUGAGUUUUGCUAGGUUUCCAAUAACGUAUGGUAAGCCACAUAUUGAGGAGAUUUUAAACUCUCUAAAGACUGGGUUGUCAAGAAGAAAUAUGUUUGUUUGUUCUGGUAGUCCAUCCAUGUUGGGACAAGUAUCACAAACAGUUUCAGAAUUUCAAUCAUUGAUCUUCAAUAACGACUUGACAAACACAAAUGUUGAAGAAGUGUAUUUGCAUACCGAAAGUUUCAGCUGGUGA
This is a messenger RNA of Lodderomyces parapsilosis, 1791 nucleotides long. RefSeq names its product ferric reductase family protein. The record is from RefSeq and is a predicted model, not a curated record. Gene Ontology annotation, cellular component: plasma membrane. Gene Ontology annotation, biological process: iron ion transport; copper ion import; intracellular iron ion homeostasis. NCBI's taxonomy places the organism in Eukaryota, Fungi, Ascomycota, Pichiomycetes, Serinales, Debaryomycetaceae. The transcript has a single exon. Bases 1 to 1791 code for a protein of 596 amino acids. Gene Ontology annotation, molecular function: ferric-chelate reductase activity.